Molecule: messenger RNA, 2483 nt
Organism: Melanotaenia boesemani (Boeseman's rainbowfish)
Lineage: Eukaryota; Metazoa; Chordata; Actinopteri; Atheriniformes; Melanotaeniidae
Product: nucleolar transcription factor 1-like
Exons: 16
Coding region: 310-1656 (448 amino acids)
Source: RefSeq, a predicted model, not a curated record
GGCGUGCCGCUCACUAGCUGUGGAGUUUCACGUGGAUUUCCAUCAAAAUAAUUGCACUCAUACCGUUUUUGUUUCCCUACUUUUACGAAUGAUGUUUUAGCUUUCUUACAUAGAUUCCUUGUUACAUGUCUUUGACUGCCCAGCCCUUAUUUGGUUUUUGAGAACCAAUCUAGUGACGUUAGCCAACAAACUAAUGUUGCUCUUAAGUUUCUAGGACUCAACCUCUGGCUAAACUUUAACUCGUUAUCGUAAAACCUUCGUAAGGUCGCACAUUUUGUUUUAGAUAAAUUUUGAUAUAAAAGGAGAAAAAUGGAGACUGAAGAAUCUGGAUGGACCAAGGAAAAUCUCCUGAAGCUUCUCGCUACAUUGAAAGCCAGCAUCCCAAAGCAUAAGAAAAAGGUUUGUUAUCGUAAAGAACUGGAGACUGUAGACUGGAAUGAAGUGGCUUUGCCCCCUUUUUCUUCCGAGGAAUGCCAAGAAAAGUGGACAAGCAUCAUGAAGAAGAUACCCAAGAUUCGGACUCUGACAGAGCUGAUUAAUGAAGCUGAAGAUGUCAUUUUAAAUCCCAGUCAUAACUCAAAAAUCCAUCCAGAGCUUCCAAAGAGACCCGCUCCUCCAGCUGCUACCUUUUUUCAAGAAAACAUGGCCCAGUUAAAAAAUGAGCACCCUGAACUGAAAUCAAAAGAGCUUAUUAAGAUAUUAUUUAAACGUUUUAGUAAUCUCUCAAAUGAAGAAAAGGUUAAAUAUGAAAAGAAACACGGACUUGCAGUUAAAGAGUACAAGACCGAGUUGAAGAAAUUCUGCAAAGAAUAUGGAAAGCCUUCCGCUCAUUGUCUUAGACACCGGAAAAGGAAAAUGGUCUCUUUAGAUACAGAUCAUAGUGGAGAUGAAAACGAUCUUCCUCUUAAGCCCAUUACAAAUGGCUACAUGCUAUUUUGCAAGGAGCAAAGCAAAUCCAUUGGAGAAGGCCAAAGGGGUCGAAUGAUGCGCAUGUGGAGCAAAGCUUGGCAAAAGUUGGGUGAAACAGAGAAGAUGAAAUACCUUAAUCAAGGCAAAGAGCUGAAGAGACAGUACCGUAUCAAGCUUAAGAAUUAUCUAAAGAGGUUUGAUAAGGACGAGCAGAAAAAAAUCCUCAAAGAGAAUGGCAUCAGUAGAAGUGCAGUUUGUACGAUCAAGAACUGGAAAACUGUGAAGACGCUACCCAAUGAGCCCAAGAUGCCGACUAUCACUUCCCAUAUAGUUUUUAUCUCAGAGAAAAUUAAACUCCUGAAGGAAAUCCCACUUUCACGGGACCGCUUCAUCGAGGUCAAUAAAAUGUGGCAGAAUCUCCCCUCAAAGGAGAAGGAACGCUAUAAAGCAAAAGUUGAAAGGAAGUUCAGGCAGUACGCAGAUGAGCUGCAGAAGUGGUUUCAGAGCCUGACGCCAGAAGAUCAGCUGCUCUAUUUGAAACUUAAUCCCUCCAAAUCACAAUACCUUGGUUUCACAGAAAAUAAGAUGUAUAAUACAAAGGAAGUGUGUCAACCUUCAGACUCGGAGGAUGAAGACCUUGUGGUUAGCAGCAGCAGUGAUGAAGAGGGGAACAUUCUGAACUUUGAAGAGGAGGAAGAUGAUGAGGAAGAGGAGGAGAAAGAAGAAAACAUGUUUGAGAUGUAUUAGGUGGUGAUGAGAUGGACAGUGGCAGUGCCACAGACACGCAUCAAACUCAGAGCUGGAUUCAGAAUUGUUAAAAAUGAAGAUGUGUUAUAAAUGGCUGACUUAAUGACAGAUUAUCUGGCAGGCUUGGAGACUGUCUGCCAUUUUCCUCUUCCUCUUUUCUGGGGUCCUGUUUUUUGGCCACAUCUUAAUAUCCCAUCAUGAAUAUCAGGACCUUGUACAAGAUCAGUGCUUCAAGAUUUCUUUAUAUCUACUCAUCAUGUGCUAACAGGAAACAUGAAAAAGUAGACAGCUAACAUCCCAUAGCUGUCUGGGCUGUGCUACUUCUAAAAACUAAAUUGUUAAGUAGCAGAACAAAUCAGGUAUCACCCUUCAUACCUCACCAUCACUGCUGGCUGCAAAAUAGUUUGUAUUUUAUUUUUUUUUAUUUUUUUUAUCUGAGAAAACACAUCAGGUUUAUGCUGAUACCUUAUAUUAGCACUAUAUAUUUCAUGUCCUGAUUUGCCUUUAGUUGGAUUGUCAUGUUGGUUUAGUCUACUACAGCAUCAAUAAUGCAUCUGGUCCAUACAAGGUCUACCAACCAAUUAAAAUCUGACUUUAAGAGUUUACAAAGACUCUACAAAAGAAGAGUUCAGUACUAAUGGUUCAGGUAAGAAGACUGGAUGGUAACGUUUACAUGUAAAUACAUGUAUUUAAAAAAAGGAAGGGGGGUUAUUAUUGAUCAGUUUUGUUUUUACUUAUUACUUUCUACAUUCUGUUUGCGCAUGUUCAUGCAAUUUUUUCCAUUUUUUGUACAAGUUUUGUGUAAAAUAAAAUGUGUUCUGUUUUCU